AUGCCCCCAGCCAUAAACCUUCACGACCCAAGCGUCUUCCCUUCCUUCUAUUCGCUACCGGAAGCAUUGGAAACAUCAGCGUCGGCGUCUCCAAACCUUGACGACCAUGUCGCCGCUGCCAAUAAGGGGUGGUAUAUGGUGGCGCAGGUGAAAGAGAACAUGACCAUCACGAAGCCGACGCUGAUCGUGACGGACCGGACGGGCAUGGACUUUGCCGUCAUCUUCGAGGACACCAGUAUGAACUUGAAGGGGAUGGGAUUGAAGAAGGGGAUGACGAUUGUGGUGCCUCGUGGGUUGAGGACGGUUACGGGGGAGGGAAGGAAGGCGAUUAUGAGGGUUGAGAGGGGGGCGGGUGGGGGUGUGAAGGCGAUACCCGGGAGUCUGGAAUUGGUCAUGGCCGUGGGCGAGGGCAUGGCAGACGAGAGCUUUGGGACAAAGUGCUGGGGAUGCAAGGAGGAAAAGGAGGCGCUUAAAAAGUGCACCGGUUGCGACACGGUGGUAUACUGCAGCAAGGAAUGUCAGGUUAGGUCGUGGGAAGCCGGUCACAAGAAGGGGUGCAGGGUCGUUAAGGCUGUCAAGGAGGUUUGGCCGGCAAUUUGUGCUUAG
This is a messenger RNA of Pseudomassariella vexata, 606 nucleotides long. RefSeq lists its product as uncharacterized. The coding region runs from base 1 to 606 and encodes 201 amino acids. Lineage: Eukaryota; Fungi; Ascomycota; Sordariomycetes; Amphisphaeriales; Pseudomassariaceae. The record is from RefSeq and is a predicted model, not a curated record. The transcript is spliced from 3 exons.